Messenger RNA from Onthophagus taurus, 1104 nucleotides. RefSeq names its product glycine, alanine and asparagine-rich protein-like. NCBI's taxonomy places the organism in Eukaryota, Metazoa, Arthropoda, Insecta, Coleoptera, Scarabaeidae. The record is from RefSeq and is a predicted model, not a curated record.
UAUCCUUUCGGACGAAACGCCGCGGCACAUGCUGAGCCAUUCUGUGCGUAUCCGACUUUGUUUAUCGCGAUGGGACGUCGAGAUGCAAACAAAUACGAAUGGUGAACCAUCUGCAGCUUCGUCGUUGUCGUAGUCGUCGUCGUCGUCGUCGUCUACGUCGCUUUGAAUCGGUGAAUAUUAAUUCCCGAGACGACUACUCAAUGGGAAUCACAAAUGAUGGAAGUGUGUUGGGUAUUGUGACAAUCAUAAAUGCUUCACCAUUGGAUGAUCUCCAAGGAGCUGAAGGUCAUCAUUAUUCAUCAUACAGCAGCAGCUACGGAGGAGGUGGUGGAUACCACGGCAGUGGUGCUUCAGGAAGUGGGUUAAAACAAAUCGCUUUGAGUGCUUCCCAACAAGCUAAUGAUGCCAUUAAAAGCCAACAUUCAGCUGCAAGUCAAGCUGCUUUUAUCGCAAAAAGUCAGGCAGCACAAAAAGCAUCACAGGCUGCUGCUACCGCCCAAGCAGCUGUUGCAGGAAAAGAAGUCCUCGUUUCCCGGCUCCAACAAGAACUCCACAAAGCCCAACAACGACUCUCAGAAGAAAAACAACAACUCGAAGAAGCCCAAAAAGCAGCCGACGCCGCAAGAGAAGCUUUACACCAAGCCCAAAGUCAAACUAACGCUUUAAACGCAGCUAUGAACGCUGCGCAAGGUACAAUUGCUCACGCUCAACAAGCCGCUCAAGCAGCCGAUAGUUUGUUGGGGUCUCAAGAGGCCAUGGUAGGUGAAGCCAAACAAGAUGUUUCGCAAAUCGCCCAAGAGCUGCAUCAAGCUCAAUCUGGAUUAGCUGCGACUCAACAUGCCGCGCAACAGGCUUCAAACGCAGCUCAUAUUGCUCAAGCUAAUGCUGCUAAAGCGGCUGCUGAAGCUGCGGCUUCCGGGUCGAAAUCGGGAGGUGGAGGUGGUGGAGGAAGUAGUUAUGGAGGUGGGGAUUAUGGUGAUCAUUAUUAAAUUGGAAAUAAGGAAAAGGUUGGUUUGUAAGAUGAAGAGUUGGAGAUUUUUUUUCUAUUAUCUGUAGAUCAAAUUAAUUUCUUUUGUGAUUGUGUUAGUUUGUUUCUCUUAAUAA